UCAUAUGUUAACCAUCCCAAUACCAAUACCAAUAAAUAUUUUAACAACUAGUCCCAUACUAUCUAAACUGAUCUCCCCCAGUCUGAUUUCACGACCAAAAUGGCUGAUCUACGUCAGCAGUUCCAGCUGCACGGCCAGCAGCACCAGCAGCCGCAGCGGCGGACCAAACAGGUGGUGAAGGCGGCGACGGCGGUCACUGCGGGCGGAUCCCUCCUAGUCCUCUCGGCCCUGACCCUGGCGGGAACGGUGAUAGUCCUGACCCUGGCGACCCCACCGCUGGUGUUGUGCAGCCCGGUCCUGGUCCCGGCCGCAAUAACCAUCUGCCUGAUCCUGACGGGGUUCGUGGCGUCGGGAGGGUUCGGGGUGGCGGCGGUGACGGUGUUCAGCUGGAUGUACAGGUACCUGACGGGGAAGCACCCGCCGGGGGCGGACCAGCUGGACCAGGCGCGGCGGAAGCUGGCGAGCACGGCAAGGGACAUGAAGGACAGGGCUGAGCAGUUUGGGCAGCAGCAUAUCACGGGUUCGCAGCAGUCUUCUUGAAGGAUGAGCGUGUUGUUCAACGCGCUUGGUAUGUGCAUUGUAAUGGACGGAUGGUAACGGACGGAUGGUGAUCGACAACAGGGGCGGUGAAUCGAACGGCUUUAGUUUCAAGUGUUGUUGAGGGUUCAUUCGGAAUGUGUGUGUGUGUGUGUGUGUGUUUGUUUAUUUGUUUGUUUGUUAGUAUGUUUGUUUCCUGUCUCUUGUUUUUGUGUCUGCAAUAAUAAGCUGGUUUGGGUUCUGCAAAUUGCAAACGUAAAAGGAACUGG
Molecule: messenger RNA, 806 nt
Organism: Rhododendron vialii
Lineage: Eukaryota; Viridiplantae; Streptophyta; Magnoliopsida; Ericales; Ericaceae
Product: oleosin Cor a 13-like
Exons: 1
Coding region: 100-540 (146 amino acids)
Biological process (GO): sexual reproduction; lipid storage
Cellular component (GO): membrane; extracellular region; monolayer-surrounded lipid storage body
Source: RefSeq, a predicted model, not a curated record